UGGCUUGGGUGUCACAGUCCAUCACAGGGUGAGAUAACUUCUGGUGGGACGCACAAGUAGGUGGGAUUCCAGCUAAACGGAGUCAUCCCGCUGCCGGAAGUAGGUGGGAGCUUAUUUAAGAAAACUUUGGAGAGCAGAAACGGAUCGUCGGCGAGCCGUCAGAAACAAGCCGAGGCUGCAAACUCAGGCAGCGACCGUGUCACCCGCAACAUGCUCCUCUCUCUACUGAGCGCCGUCUUCCUCCUGCUCAUCGCGGACAGCGGCACAACAGCAGAAGACAUGCUUCCUGAUCUGCCAUACGGCAAUGAAAUAUGUGUAUUCCGUGCGGACCCUGGACGCUGUAAUGGUUUGUUCAAAAAAUAUUUCUACAACAUCUCAACCCUGAAAUGUGAAGAGUUUAUCUACGGUGGAUGUGGUGGAAAUGAAAACAACUUUGAAACCAAGAAACAAUGUCUGGCCAAAUGCAAAGCGAAAGAUCAGCGAAACCCCUGUGAUUUGGAAUCUAUUAGUGGCCCAUGUCGAGCGUAUUUUCGUCGGUACUUCUAUAAUAAAUCUACUAAGAAGUGUGAGCUGUUUAUAUAUGGAGGUUGCUUGGGAAACAGGAAUAACUUCAGAACUGAGAAACAUUGUCUGAAAAUAUGCCAAAAGAAAGAUUACCAGAAUAUCUGCAUGGCCCCGGCAGAUAAAGGCAACUGCUACAAACGCAUAACUAGACACUUCUACAACAAUUCCAGUCUCGUCUGUGAGACCUUUACCUACAGUGGGUGUGGUGGAAAUCAGAACAAUUUUAGAAACAAAAAGCAGUGCAAACGGACGUGCAGGAAAGGAACUAGAUAUCACAAUCCUUAAAGUUGGCUGAAAAUAUGAACAACUUUCAAACAAACUUCGAUGAGAAUCAGAUUGUCACAGGAAGUCUUGCAAUCGUUUGGAAUUAGAGAUGCAAUAGUUUGCACUUUUAAUAUUUUUGUUUUAAUAUUUCUGCUCAAUCUGUUUAACCAGUGUAAUUUAACCCAAUGCCACAACCUUGAAACUAGUUAACAAUAUUUGUAAGCUUAAAUCAAUCAAAAAGGACAUGUUCCCAAACCAUGCAGGCAGUGAAAAAAAGAUGCAACUACUAUUGGGUUUGGGACAUUCCUCAAAAGUGCUGCAAAUACUUUUAGGGAAUUAGACAUGACACAUUUUUGGGCAACUGGCAUCAGAUAUCAGGUGGCUCAGUGGUACAGUUGCUGUCUUACAGCGCCAGAGACCCGGGUUCGAUCAUGACUAUAGGUGCUUUUCUGUACAAGUCUGUAUGUUCUCCCUGUGACCACGUGGGUUUUUUCCGGGUGCUCCGGUUUCCUCCCAUGCUCCAAGGACGUACAGGUUUGUAGGUUAAUUGGCUUUGGUAAAGAUUGUAAAUUGUCCCUAGUGUGUAGGAUAGUGCUAGUGUAUAGGGAUCGCUGGUCGGCGCAGACUCGGUGUAUUUCCUCGCUGUAUUUCUAAACUAAACUAAACUAAAUCAUGCAAAGCCAUGUGUGGCAUAUCUGGACAAAAACAUUGACAAAUGGCCAUCGGAUACCUCAUUCACUUGAAAUUAUCCUUUUGUGUUCCACAAAAUCAGCAUUUUUUUUGUCAGUAAUAAAGUGGCACAAUAAUGUUUAUGUGUCUGAAUUAUAUAUUUCCAUGUAAAAUCCAAAUUGCAUUCAUCAUCCAAUGAACAAACAAAAAUAAUUGUCUAAUUACUGCUUGUAAAUGCUGUGACCUUAUAAUUGUGAAGGCUGUGAUUAAAUAAUUUGGCUACACAGUGAUCUCUGUUGUAACCUACAGUAUUAGACUUCAUGUUUUUCCUCUGUACUCAUCCUCUUGUUUCAACACAAAGAUCCUUCAUCUUUUUAAACAAUGUGAUAAAAUAAUUGAGACCUGUUUGUUGCUGGUAUUGCCAUGUGGUAGCAUUAUUUCAAUGUAACAAGCAUUGGAAUAAAUAAGCAUGAUCACACAAAUACAAGCUGCUGUUACAUCAUGAGCUUAAGGUUGUUGGCCCUUCCAACUCAUUAAUGUUUUACUUUUAUAAGAUUGUAAUUCUUGAAAAAUAAAAGUCAUCAUAUUAUCAAUGACAAUGCAGUUUAAGGAUGUGGAGCCUGAUAACUACAGACUUGCAUUUUGAAAUGAACUGACUUUCUUUUAAUAUAUGUGCAUAUCAGGACAGUCGUUGCCAUAUUGAUUGAAGAUCAAAAGCAUUCUAUCAUGCAUUAAUAACACACUUAAUAUGUGCAAUGAUCCCAUAGUUUACAUGAAAUAAAGUAUUUUAAAACCAA
Molecule: messenger RNA, 2294 nt
Organism: Leucoraja erinaceus (little skate)
Lineage: Eukaryota; Metazoa; Chordata; Chondrichthyes; Rajiformes; Rajidae
Product: carboxypeptidase inhibitor SmCI-like
Exons: 5
Coding region: 211-849 (212 amino acids)
Biological process (GO): negative regulation of peptidase activity
Cellular component (GO): extracellular region
Molecular function (GO): serine-type endopeptidase inhibitor activity
Source: RefSeq, a predicted model, not a curated record